Messenger RNA from Motacilla alba alba, 1654 nucleotides. RefSeq names its product translation initiation factor IF-2-like. Bases 159 to 701 code for a protein of 180 amino acids. NCBI's taxonomy places the organism in Eukaryota, Metazoa, Chordata, Aves, Passeriformes, Motacillidae. The transcript has 2 exons. The record is from RefSeq and is a predicted model, not a curated record.
GCCCCGCCGGGCCCCCGCGGCCCCUGAAGCGCGGCGGCGCCCGGGGCGGCCGGCUCCGUGCACCCCGGGGCGGCCGGGCGGCGCGGGCGGAGCGGGCCCGGGUCGCGCUCCCGCGGGCCGCGGAGGGGGAGAACGAUCUUGGCUACCGAGGGUGGCGGAUGAGCGGGGCCCCGGCUGCUCCGCUCCCCGGUCCGCGCCCCGCGCUGCUCCUGGCCCGACGGCGGCUCUUGGCUCCUGCCCUGUCCGGGCCGGACUCCGCAACUCGCUCCCCUGCGGAGCCCCGGCCUUCCCCGCUGGCCAGCGGCCGACGCCGGUGCACAGAAAAAGCGCCCGUGGCGUUCGGGGAGCUGGGGCACCGGGCUGCCGGCGAGGCGGACGGCUGCCUGGCUCCGGCACCGGCACGGAGACCGGCGGCCGCCCCUCGGGCGGCCUCGCUGCCGGUUGUCCACGGAGCCUCCCACAACAGGGCGCUCCCCAGACUGGCUCUGCAAGCCCGCAGCUCCGACCGAGCCCCCGGCGGCGGCGCCCGCCGCCCGGUGCUUCCACGUCGCCGGGCCUCUCCCCCGGCCGCAGACGUGCGGGCAGUCCCAGGACCGGGCCGAUUUGGCUCGGUAGCCCUCGCGGAACGGCCCCGGCCCGGGAGGAGCCGCCGCCGGCGACUGAUCCAGCCCGCGCUCCCCCCCUCGGAAGGAUGGAUGUGAACGAGCUACUAAGUGUAGUUACUAAUAACAAUAACAAUAAAUUAUCGGACUGUUGCUCAGUAAUGCAAACAAAUGUUCCCUGAACCACGCGGAGUCUCCCCGUGCCUCGCAGCAGCCCCACCGGGACAGGCCCGUCAGACGAGCGCUGCUCCACGGCCCAAAGAGACGACCCUGUUCGCCCGGCGGCCUCACGGGGCAGGUGACAGGGCCGGUGACGAGGGACGGGGCCAACCAGGGUGGCCGAUAGGGAAGGGGGUGCCGGCGGCAUCCGGCAGAACGCGGUCGGAGGCCGAGCCGCGUGAAAAGCGGCGAGCACGGAGCCGGUAUUUUAAUUAAGCAGGACCUCUUUGAUAUAGGCCGCUUGAUGCUAUCUAUCUCUGCUCUCUGUUCCCGUCACGACAGCAUUUGAGUAGGAAAAUUGCUGAGCGAGGCGGGCCAGGCAGGGCGUCGGUGCCGCGCCGAGGAGCCGGAAAGCCCCGGGGAGCGGCGGGCGCUGCGCAGCCCUGAGAGUCCCAGCCCCAGCGCGGUGCGGUGCCGCCGUGCGCCUUUUCGGGGGGCCUGGAGGAACGGGAGCCAAUUUACCAUGAUUAAAGGCACAGGCGAGGAGGCGCCACGCAUUUGCAUGCGCCUUCAUCUUCUCUAAGUGGAUUUUUGAGGGCAGCGCGGCAGACAAGCUCGGGCUCCGCAUCCCUCCGCCGGUGGAGCGCCCGUCCUGAUGGCCUCGUGGCGUGGAGGGCUCGAGCCCCCCGCCCGCCCCACGGAGCCGCAGGACCGGGCUCGGCUCUAAGGCCCGGCGGGGUCGCGCUGCUCCGAGGCGGAGCAGCUCCGCCACCCGGCCCCUGCUGCGGCGGCCGACGGCUCCGUGCUGUGCCCGCGACCAACCCGGCGCCGGGCACGACCCGCAAGGGCUGCGCCCGAGGCGGAGGCUGUUCCUCAGCCUCAUCAGGCCCCCU